Molecule: messenger RNA, 876 nt
Organism: Necator americanus (New World hookworm)
Lineage: Eukaryota; Metazoa; Nematoda; Chromadorea; Rhabditida; Ancylostomatidae
Exons: 5
Coding region: 1-876 (291 amino acids)
Source: RefSeq, a predicted model, not a curated record
AUGUGGAUCUCUUCGAGACCUCGAACGGGAAUCAGGGUGGAUGGACAACCGAUAGAACUCGUCGGUGAGUUCUGUUACCUGGGCUGUAUGCUAAAGAACAACGGCAGCUACGAGAGGGAUGUUCAGCAAAGAUGCGCUAAGGCCACUUCUGCAUUUAACUCCUUAACGAAAUGUCUGUGGUCGACCCCCAUCACCAACGAAGUCAAGCUGCGAAUCUACCUAUCCGUAAUUCGCCCCAUCAUGAUGUACGGAUCGGAGACUUGGGCAGCACCAUCAACGGUUAUGGAGAGGCUUGACUGCACGGAACGAAAGCUGCUUAGACGGCUACUUGGGAGACCGGCAGAUCGCCUUGUCCAACGAAUUCUGAAGAGUUCAUCGGGUUCGAGCUGGAAGAAGCCACCUGGCCGAAAAAGGAAGUUCUGGACUGAGGCAGUGAAAGAGGACCUGAGGACACUCGGCGUGGAUAGGCAGUUCAGGCGAGACAAGAUCGAGAAGGUUGGGCAGAGCUGUGUUCAAGGACGGCACACUUCGGCGAAGAUGCGGGUAAUCGCGUCAGGCGAUGACAUCAGCCCGCCGAUUAAAACUUUGGAGGCGUUUUGGAUAAACGCUAAAAGUGCAAAAAUGAGUAGAAGGGAAAAGUGCAUAGCCGUGACCGAAGAGCUGGCUCUGUAUCCAAGACAUUUGCGAGUUUUGAUCUACGGAUUCAUGUACGGCUCUGACGAAAGCGACAACGCCGAAACGUUAGCCGUAAUAAAGUUUGUUAACAAUCCUGGCUCUUGCUUCAAUUCGACGAUAUCACAAGUCGCAAUCUCUUUGACAAGAUUCAAGGAAAGUCGAACUUUCGCACUUCUGGAAAAUAUGCCGACGAAAAGAUGA